UUGAAUUGAAUCAGGGAGGAACUGUCAAAGAACUGAGCGCGGCUUCGGCUAUGCUGUAUAAAGCAUGAUCCGUGUGUUCGUGACAAAUAAUUAAUCAUUCAAAUAAACGAUAAAUACAAGGCAUUACAGACCGACGCUUAUAAUUACAAGAUAUUUUUAAGGCGUGUCACCAUGAGAAAAAGUGAGGUGCUGGCUGCUGAGUCGGUGGCUUGUCUGAAUAAAGCUUUAUGCCGCCUUAAAGAUAUUUGGGAGGAAAUCGGGAUACCAGAGGAUCAGCGACUGCAAAGGACAGCGGUGGUAAAGAGUCAUGUAAAAGGCUUGCUGGACAUGAUGAUUGCAGAAGAAGAGGACCUCAGGGGGCGGUUGGUGAGCAGCAUAGAGUCGUGUCGCAGGGACCUGGAUGCACUGUGCAGGGAACUUCAGCUGCCUCUGUUUAAAGAGGAGGAGGGCCACACCAUGCUGCAGCAGGAGAAGGACAUCCGGACCCAGGUAGAAGCAGCCAUGACGCAGAAGCAGCAGAGGAUGCAGGAGCUGAGAGCCUUGCUGCUGCAGGAGCAGGUCCUCUGUGACAUCCUGCGCACAGACACCUACCGCAUCGACCACGAGGCCGUGCCCUCGCUGGGGCAGCUGGACACCUUCCGGCAUCACAUCGCCAACCUCAGUGCUGAGAAGGAACGAAGGCACGCUGAAUUUGUCAGCAUUAAGAAAGACAUCAUCUCACGGAUGGAGGAUCUCGACAGGCUUCCGGACACCAGUUUCGAGAGGGAGGUGAUUUCUGAGGAAGAGGAGGCUUUCUGCCUGUCAGAGGAGAACAUCUCAUCUCUCAAGCUGCUCCUCGCUCAGCUUGAGGAACAGAAGGUGGAGAACGAGCUUCUGUGUGACGCUUACCGGGCAAAGGUGCGAGAGCUGUGGGACACCCUGCAGGUCAGCCAGGAGGACAGGGAGGCGCUGGCGGACCACAUGAUCAUGUCGAGGAAGAGAAACAUGGAUGCUCUGCAAGCAGAGGUGAUGCGUCUGGAGGUGCUCAGACUUCAAAGCAUCCGGGACUUAACCGAAGCCAAGAGGGUAGAAGUGGCCCUGUACUGGGAGAAAUGCUUCCUCAGCACCGAGCAACGGCGUGCCUUUGUGCCGUACUAUGACGAUGAUUUCACGGAAGAAUUGUUGAACCUGCAUGAAAGUGAGGUGCAGCGACUUAAGCAACAUUACCAGCAACACCAGGAGCUUUUCGAAGGGGUUCAAAGGUGGGAGGACAGCUGGAGACUCUACUUAGACCUGGAGAGAAAAGCAACGGAUCCAUCCAGAUUUACUAACAGGGGUGGAAACCUUCUCAAAGAAGAGAAGCAAAGAGCUGAUCUUCACAAGAGCCUGCCCAAGCUGGAGAAGAAGCUGAAGGCUCAGAUCGAGGCCUGGGAGAAAGAGGAGGGCCGGGAGUUCCUGGUCAAUGGACAGAAGUUCCUGCAGUACGUGGAGGAGCAGUGGGAGGUGCACCGGACAGAGAAGGAGCAGGAGAAGCUGCAGCGGCAACUGAAAAAGAGCAAGCAGAUGGAGGAGGACAUGUUAUACGGGACAGCCCCACGGACGCCAUCCAAGCGGAGGCUCCCAGGAGCGCAGACCCCUGGAAAGGUCCGGAAGCGUGGCCCCGCAGUGCUGACGCCAGGGCGUGGCAAACCUCUGCACGUCAGCCUGCUGGAGCGAAACAAGGAGAACAUGCCACACCUCAACGUGACGACUCUGGGUGGUGCAUCAAGGCCGCGGGCAAGCCCGCAGUGCCACCUCAGCGCUAACUCCGUCACCAGCAGCUGCUCUGGAAUAGCGAAGGAGUCUGUCACCGUUGAGUCAGCACUCCAGUCCAUGUCUGUGUGACCACACAGGGAGGACCUUCUAAAGCAUCACCCACAUCUCACAGCAAGACAGGCAUCAUGAACCUGACUGUCACUGACUGAGGGGGGUGAUGAGUGGAGGUGUCAUGUGACACUGUCACCUCCAAUGAGAUCUCAUCACUGUAGGAAAUGUAUCACUACCACUUGUUGGCUGUAUUAGCAGGUAAAUCAAUGCACAUCAGCACAUACAGUACAGAAAUGGCCUGUCUGUACAAACAUUUUAAAAAUCCAAUUUAUGCUACUUCCUAAUAAUGCACACAUUAAGCAUGCUUUAAGUUAUAAUAUAUUCUGUUUUUUGUGUUCUUUAAAAAAAUAUUAAAAUGACCAUUAUUAAAUUUAAGCUGUAUUUAACCGAUUUUGUGUAUGUAUAUAUUUAUAAUAGUAUACAUCUGUAUAUAUAGUCUAGGUGUACUAACCAAUAACAGGUCAGGUUUUCUCCUUUCGUCUGCACCUUUGUCUAAUUCUUUGCACAAUGGAAAAGUAUGGUCUCUGUCCUUUUCUGUAAAAUAAAUUGCCGUAGUGCUAUCA
Messenger RNA from Paramormyrops kingsleyae, 2408 nucleotides. It is a transcript of the gene prc1b, whose product is annotated as protein regulator of cytokinesis 1b. Gene Ontology annotation, cellular component: spindle; cytoplasm; mitotic spindle midzone. Gene Ontology annotation, molecular function: microtubule binding. The record is from RefSeq and is a predicted model, not a curated record. NCBI's taxonomy places the organism in Eukaryota, Metazoa, Chordata, Actinopteri, Osteoglossiformes, Mormyridae. Gene Ontology annotation, biological process: mitotic spindle midzone assembly; microtubule cytoskeleton organization.